AUGGCGGAGCCGAAUCGCUUCCGUCUUGAUUUUGGGUCCCAUCGGGCCCUCCCCGCCCACGAAGGUUGCGUAAGCAGUACUCAGUACCAGAACCCCGAUUGCGGCGCUGGACCCGAGCAAGUCUACUCUCCGCUUGUCCGAGAGACCCCCGGUGACAUACCCGUCAACUGGACGCAGAUGCCGUUCUUCGACGAGGCCUUCUGGGCACAGCAGGGAGACAGCCUGAACGACAUCGUCGACGAGUACAAGGAUGAAUAUCAAGAACACAAGGAGGGAGGUGACACCACUACCCCUAGGCGGGGGCUGUGCGAACUGCCGAACAAGACUGCCGAGGAACACGCUAUGGCCAGUUGCGCGGUUAUGGCCAAAGGUCUGGUCAAUUGGAUCAAGAAAAACAUGGCAAAUGACCGCAUUCGCCAGAAACUGAGUCUCAAGGCCCUUCCGGACCUUCUUAACACCAAGCAGCCGGUCACAAAGAUGAUCCGCACUAUCAACGCCAACAAUUCAAUUGUCUACUACGUCAAGAACGAGACGCUUUACGAGCAAAUGUUCGACAAAACCAAGGAGAACGGCACCUAG
Molecule: messenger RNA, 579 nt
Organism: Colletotrichum navitas
Lineage: Eukaryota; Fungi; Ascomycota; Sordariomycetes; Glomerellales; Glomerellaceae
Exons: 4
Coding region: 1-579 (192 amino acids)
Source: RefSeq, a predicted model, not a curated record